CCGACCUUGCUUCGGUCCGCCCCUCCGCCCUAAUCUAAUGGUUCGGUCCGCCCCCGCCCCACGCCAGUGGUGCGGUCUGAGGGCAGUGGCGUGGCCGUGGCGCCGCCCGGCGGAAGUGACGCCGCGCGGAGGCCAGGGCUUCCGGCGUGCAGGCAGUGGCGGCCCGGCAGGAGGAGCCCGGGGCGCCGCUCCCUGCCUCCGCCGCCCCGGCCGCGCUCCGCGGCGCCCGGUUAGUUGAACAGAGAAAUGGCUGAAAAGUACUUCUAGGAGCCCUGCAGUUUUGUGCCUCUUCUCCGCAGUGACUGGAAACAGAGCUCAGAUGAAAUCAAAAGAACGAUAAAGUUUGGUGGAGAAAAAGAAGCUACAAUUGCUUGCCUGGCCUGCAGUUGACAGGGCACUAAGAUGUCCGUGGACAUGAACAGCCAGGGCUCUGACAGCAAUGAAGAGGAUUAUGACCCUAAUUGCGAGGAGGAGGAAGAGGAUGAGGAUCCUGGGGAUAUUGAGGAUUAUUAUGAUGGGGUAGCUAACGACGUGGAGCAGCAGGGAGCAGAUGCCUUUGAUCCAGAGGAAUAUCAGUUCACCUGCCUGACUUACAAGGAGUCGGAGAGCACUCUGAAUGAACACAUGGCCAGCUUGGCUGCCACGUUAAAGGUAUCUCAUGCUGUUGCUAAGCUUGUAUUAGUUAGUUUCCACUGGCAAAUCUCAGAGAUUUUGGAAAGGCACAAGUCUAAUGCUGCCCAGUUGCUAGUGGAAGCACGAGUUCAGCCCACCUCAUCCAAACACGCAAUGGUACAUUCCUCUCAUCACUGCGCAGUGUGCAUGCAGUUUGUCCGGAAGGAGAACUUGCUCUCUCUGGCUUGUCAGCACCAGUUCUGCCGCAGCUGUUGGGAGCAGCACUGUACAGUGCUCGUCAAGGAUGGUGUUGGAGUUGGGGUCUCCUGCAUGGCUCAGGACUGCCUGCUUCGGACACCAGAAGACUUUGUGUUUCCAUUGCUGCCUAGUGAGGAGCUGAAAGACAAAUACAGACGCUACCUCUUCAGGGACUAUGUGGAGAGCCAUUAUCAGCUGCAGCUGUGUCCUGGUGCAGACUGCCCUAUGGUCAUACAGGUACAGGAGCCGAAAGCCCGGCGAGUGCAGUGCAAUCGUUGCAAUGAGGUCUUCUGCUUCAAGUGUCGGCAGAUGUACCAUGCACCCACAGACUGUGCUACCAUUCGGAAAUGGCUCACCAAGUGUGCAGACGACUCCGAAACAGCCAACUACAUCAGUGCUCACACUAAAGAUUGUCCCAAGUGCAAUAUCUGUAUUGAAAAGAAUGGAGGCUGCAAUCACAUGCAAUGCUCCAAAUGCAAGCAUGACUUCUGCUGGAUGUGUCUGGGAGACUGGAAGACUCACGGCAGCGAGUACUACGAAUGCAGUCGGUACAAAGAGAAUCCUGAUAUUGUAAACCAGAGUCAGCAAGCACAGGCCAGGGAGGCCCUUAAGAAGUACUUGUUCUAUUUUGAGAGGUGGGAGAAUCACAAUAAAAGCUUGCAGUUGGAGGCACAGACAUACCAACGAAUCCAGGAGAAAAUCCAAGAAAGAGUUAUGAACAACUUGGGAACAUGGAUAGACUGGCAAUACCUACAAAAUGCUGCAAAGCUACUUGCAAAGUGUCGUUAUACCCUGCAGUACACAUAUCCGUAUGCCUACUACAUGGAGUCUGGUCCCAGAAAGAAACUGUUUGAAUACCAGCAGGCCCAGUUGGAAGCUGAAAUUGAAAAUCUCUCAUGGAAGGUGGAACGAGCAGACAGCUAUGACAGAGGGGACUUAGAGAAUCAGAUGCACAUAGCAGAGCAGAGACGGAGGACCCUGCUGAAAGACUUCCAUGACACAUAAGACAGGAGGAAGUGACAGAGUGCAGGGGUGAGAGCAGCGAGUGAAGUGAUGGCAGCUUCACCAUGAUAAGCAGGCACUGCCUCUGGGAGAACAUGGCCAAGGACAAAGCCACCCCUCCCCUUGCAAGUCAGACACAUGCAAACACCACAUCUUAGUCCAGUUUGUUCUCUUAUCUUUCUGUUUCUGUUUCUGCCAGGCUAGAGGCCAGAGUUCAGAUUGGCAUAUUUCCUGGGACAUUUCCCUCCUGCCCUUGAUGGUUUCAGAAGGGGAGGGAGUUUUUCUCUGAAUGGCUGUUAAUAGUAUUAGAUCAUUACAAUUUAUGUAAUUUUCAACGGUUGUACAAUUAUACAAACAAACCUUAGAAUAACACACAACCCUUUUUAAAAAUAAAUUGGCAGUGGAGUGUUUUUCCUUAAUCUGCUUGUAAAUUUAAUGGGCUUUUCCCCUUCUGCCUCUUCCCUCCUCUGACCCAAAAAUCCUCCCAGGCACUGAAGGAGGUUACAAAAUAACUCCGCUAGAUUUCCUGAUCCUCCUCUAACCAGGGCUUUGUAGCAUUGGCAUUGCAUGGGGAGAGUGGCUGGUGUAAGAGUGGCUGCUGCUGUGUCUGACCUGACAGUACCAGCAGUGGCUGUGAUUUAGCGCAAUUACAUGUGGCAUCUCUUCUCUUGUAAAUCAGCUGUGCAAAAUCCUGCUACAUAAACAAAAGUGAUCAGAGGAAUUGUAGGAGAGAGACCAGGUUAACACUGGGGGAUAUGCCUUGAGGCAGGUCAGAUCCUUGCAUUCGAUGAAUCUUAGGUCUUCCAUGUAGAUUUUUGCUUUACUUGUUUUUGUGGGGAGGGCAUUGUAUUGCCAAAGUGAGUGACAAGGGCAUAGUAGCAUACCAUUGUUAAUCAAGGCUUGGGACUUUCGCAGAAUGAAACAAUCCAUGUUAUAACAGUGCCAUACAACCUGGUAAAGAUUAUUUGUGCCUGCUGGGUAGCAUGGUUGAGAAAAUUCGAUCGCAUUCAUCAAGGUGAAACUAAAUGCCACUACAUCCUGAGGAGGAAAGAUUACGUACAACACGCUCCGUGGCACAUGUUGACAGUGUGGACAGGCACUUGAAAACAGGUGCGCUGCUUGUGCAGAGCCAGGCAGAAAAUUAACUGGCAAAAUUAAUUUAUUUGUAUAUUGGUAUUGAUGCUGGUAGAGACUUAUCAGAAAAUUGAUUGUUAGGAGCAUGUGGAGGUUUUUUAUUAACAUUCUUUUUCUAAUGUAAAAUAUACACUAAAAUAAAAAUGUGAAAACCCAAUUCAUCUUAGCAGGGACUUAACGUGAAAAUGGUUACUUAAAUGCUGAUGCCUGCCUGUUUGCUAUAGGAAGCAGGUCACGUGUUAAGAUUUCACAGGCAUGUAUGUCACCUGCGCCAGGAAUAUGUUGUAUGCAGGCCAGUAGGGCGGAGCUGGAGUCUCUGAUGUGAGGAAAUCUUCACUUCUAUGGGGAAGUCACAGGACUCCCUUCCAUGCCACAUUUGGAGGCAUUGCCUUUGAUGCAUCCCUGUGCUCUCAUGUUGUUCUUACACAAUGUCAUUUGACAAAGAUUAAACUGGAGGGGGAAAAGUCCUAAAUUCCUGCUUGUCAGAAUAAGCUAACUCUGCUGAUGGAGCCAUUUCUCAUCCACCUGAGAUGUGAGAGACAGGUAUUUGCUGCAUGUAUAACUGGGCAGGUGGAUUUUAACAAGAGAGGUUUAUCAGUUUAAAGGAGGAAUAGCUGUCAUAUGAACUAAUGCUGUGGCCGUUUCCCUCUUUAGGCUGGAGCCAAGGGGGUAGAUUUCCCUGUUCCAGCCAUCUCCUGACCUCAUUCCCUCCUCUGCUCCCAGCAGCAGCCUCUUUGUGCCCUCUGCAAAAUAAAUCCUGCAGGUCUGUCUCUUCCUUCCCAAAUGAUUCCCAAAGUCUGGGGAUGCUGCAUGCUGGAGAAGGCAUGAGCACAGGAGAAAGUUUGCUGUGUACCCAGCAGUUGACAGUGUCUAGAACUAAUGUUUAAACUGUUCUUUAAAGAUGUAAUGUGCAAGGUACUAAUCUAGGAUAAAAGCUGGUGUUCUUGUUGUCUAAAUGUAACUAGCUAACACACAAUCUCUCUGCAGAACUGGUAUAUGGAGUUUCCUAACCCCAAAGAGCUCCCUCACUCUUGUAACAUAGUUGUCUGGCUUUGAGCUACAUGAGAAGGGUUUUUGUCUCUCUCUCGCUCUCCUUCCCUCCCUCUCCCAUGCCCCCACAAAAAUGCUUUGCUAAGAAUCCUUGUUUGUAGAAAAACUAGGCCGAAUAGCUACAGCCAAACUUACUAAACAGACUGCUGAGGUGCUUGGCUGAGGAGCAGUAAUACAUGUUGCAUCAAGUGCCCCCUAAUUCUUUGAAAUUUCAUGAAACUAGAGCUUUGUCAGCAGUUUUAUUUAACACCCCUCUUCCCUCCCCCCCCCCCCCCCAAAAAAAAAAAUAUACAGCCUUUAAGAAGGCUGUGAAUGCCCUGGUUUGCAUAUGUAGAUCCUACUUCUGUACUUGCUGGGAAAGCAACAGGACUUUGCUUUUGCAGCCCAGGCAGGGUGACUUCUCUGUCGGUGUCAUACAGAAAGUCACAGACUCGGAGAUGAAACCUGCAGCACGCAGAGAAUAUUGGCUGUUUGUGUGAAGUGACUGAUGCUGCUCAAGAGGCAGAUGACAGGCAGGAAGGAAAACAGGUUCCUGACGUGAGAGCAGAAGGCCAGUUUUUCCCAAUAGCUGGGUACACAGCCCUAUUCAAGUCAGUGAGGUUACAUGAACGUAGGUGAUUAGAAACUGGUCCGUGAGCCAUUAUUUCUGAGGUACAGGUUUCCCUUUGAUGCAUUACUGCUGCAGCUGGGGAACAGGGGUUGUUUUUCUUUUUGCAUUAGUUUCCACUCCUGCACCAGCCUGACGCCUCCUCAUCCCUGCAUCCGAUACUCUCUCAUUUCAGCUUCGCUUGCGUUAGCGCAUUGGCUGCCUCAUCUCUAAUAGUCCUCAGGCUUCCCAGACUGUAACAAAAAGUUUUCUACUGACGACAUAAACUGCAUGACUGCUGCUCCACGCGCUGAGGAAUGUGCCGUGCCGAUGUGGAGCAGCAGGAGGUUUCUGUACUAUAAUCUUGCACUCUUAAAUUUUAGACUUUUUAAGCGGGUGAAAAAUAGAACUUUAUUUUUAAACGAGACACUUGUUCCGGGGCUUCCUUUCCGUGCCCGGGUCUGGUGAGGUGGUUCAGGUCUGGGGGCAGCAGGUGCUGUGGAGGGGAGGAUGCCCUGUGUCCCGGAGGGGCGGCACUGGGGGGUCCCACGAAGCAGCUGCCCCCCCCCCCGGCUUUUCUUCGCAGGCCCUGGAGAGGGGCAGGGGAAACAGACGGUUGCAGUUGGUGUAUUGGAAAUAAAUUGUGACUUUCUAAUUUUA
Molecule: messenger RNA, 5302 nt
Organism: Dromaius novaehollandiae (emu)
Lineage: Eukaryota; Metazoa; Chordata; Aves; Casuariiformes; Dromaiidae
Gene: ARIH2
Product: ariadne RBR E3 ubiquitin protein ligase 2
Exons: 16
Coding region: 403-1875 (490 amino acids)
Biological process (GO): protein polyubiquitination; ubiquitin-dependent protein catabolic process; positive regulation of proteasomal ubiquitin-dependent protein catabolic process
Cellular component (GO): cytoplasm; ubiquitin ligase complex
Molecular function (GO): zinc ion binding; ubiquitin conjugating enzyme binding; ubiquitin protein ligase activity
Source: RefSeq, a predicted model, not a curated record